Molecule: messenger RNA, 1026 nt
Organism: Coniosporium apollinis CBS 100218
Lineage: Eukaryota; Fungi; Ascomycota; Dothideomycetes
Product: cytochrome c1, heme protein, mitochondrial
Exons: 4
Coding region: 1-1026 (341 amino acids)
Biological process (GO): mitochondrial electron transport, ubiquinol to cytochrome c
Molecular function (GO): heme binding; electron transfer activity
Source: RefSeq, a predicted model, not a curated record
AUGUUGGCAAGAUCGUGCCUGCGCUCGGCGCGCUCGGUCGGCCCUGCGGCUCGCAGCGUCGCCAGCAGGACAGCUACGCGCUCCGCAUCGACGUCGAGCACCACCGCCGAAGCUUCGUCAUGGAAGUCUACCGCCGCAGGCUCGGCCGCGACAGCUAUCGCCAUCGGUUCGAUUGCCUGGUACUAUCAACUGCUUGGUCGGGAGGCGCACGCCAUGACGCCCCAAGAAGAAGGACUCCAUCCUACCCAAUAUCCGUGGGAGCACACCAAAUUCUACAAGACCUUCGAUCACCAAGGCCUCCGUCGCGGCUUCCAGGUCUACCGCGAGGUCUGUUCCUCCUGCCACUCCCUGCAGCGAAUCCCUUACCGGGCCCUUGUCGGCACCAUUAUGACCGUCGACGAAGCCAAGGCCCUCGCAGAGGAGAAUGAAUACGACGGCGAGCCGAACGACGAAGGUGAAACCGAAAAACGGCCGGGAAAGCUCUCAGACUACAUCCCUAGCCCCUACAAGAACGACGAGGCGGCACGUGCUGCGAACAACGGCGCCCUGCCUCCAGAUCUCAGCUUGAUUGUCAAGGCCAGGCACGGUGGCUGCGACUACGUCUUCAACUUGUUGACCGGGUAUCCGGAAGAGCCCCCAGCGGGCGCUGUGGUUCAGUCGGGGCUUAACUUCAACCCGUACUUCCCUGGUACCGGUAUUGCGAUGGCGCGUGUGCUGUAUGACGGACUUGUCGAGUAUGAGGACAAAACACCUGCAACCACCUCUCAGAUGGCCAAGGAUGUCACCGAGUUCUUGAACUGGGCAGCCGAGCCGGAAGCGGAUCAGCGCAAGAAGAUGGGCUGGAAGGUCAUGGCUAUCGGUGGUGUUCUUUUCGCACUCAGUGUGUGGGUCAAGAGGUAUAAGUGGUCUACGAUCAAGACUAGGAAGCUCGUCUAUAACCCUCCCGUAUCCAAAGCUGACAAGAACCCCUCGUCCGCCAGGCCUGGCGUCAGGAUGGAGGCAGAGCAGAACGCUGGUCCCUCAUAG